CGCGCUGCGGAGGCUCCAAGAUGGCGACGGCCGCAGUUCCUCCUGCUGCAGCCUCCCCACCUCUGCAGUCCGGCGGCGCCUGCAGGGACUCUCGCUAGAAACCGACAAAAUUGGACCUGUCCGGGUUGCUGUAUAACUAAAUAAGUCGCUGCAGGAUGAAAAGAUGGCAGCUCCGCUUAUUGCACCACCCGGCCCUGACAGCUUCAAAGCAUUUACUCGUGAAUCAUUGGCUGCUAUUGAAAAACGCAUAGCAGAGGAGAAAAACAAAAAGCCGCCAAAGCAGGACAGCAGCCACAGAGACGAUGAUGAUGAAAAUAAACCAAAACCAAACGGUGACCUGGAAGCAGGCAAAAAUGUGCCGUUUAUAUACGGAGAUGUCCCUUCGAAACUGAUUGCUGAUCCAAUCGAAGACUUAGACCCUUUUUAUUUAAACAAGAAAACCUUUAUAGUACUAAACAAAGGAAAAACAAUCUUCAGAUUUAGUGCCGCUCCUUCCUUGUAUAUAUUAAGUCCUUUUAACCUAUUAAGGAGAAUAGCUAUUAAAAUUUUGAUACAUUCAGUAUUUAGCAUGAUAAUCAUGUGCACUAUUUUGACCAACUGCGUCUUCAUGACUUUUAGUAACCCUCCAGAUUGGUCUAAACAAGUGGAGUACACCUUCACUGGUAUUUAUACAUUUGAGUCACUUGUGAAAAUCAUUGCAAGAGGAUUUUGUAUAGACGACUUUACGUUUUUGCGGGACGCAUGGAACUGGCUGGACUUCAGCGUUAUUAUGAUGGCAUAUGUGACAGAGUUUGUGGACCUUGGGAAUGUCUCAGCGCUGAGAACAUUCAGAGUUCUCCGAGCUUUGAAAACUAUCUCUGUCAUUCCAGGUCUGAAGACAAUUGUGGGUGCCCUUAUUCAGUCUGUGAAGAAGCUGUCAGAUGUAAUGAUUUUGACAGUGUUUUGCCUCAGCGUCUUUGCUUUAAUCGGUCUUCAGCUUUUCAUGGGUCAUCUAAGGCGCAAGUGUGUUUAUUGGCCAAUCAACAUGGAUGAAACAUACUUGGCCAAUGGCAGCAAGGGUUUUGACUUUAAUGAAUACAUAAACAACGAAACCAACUUUUACAAAGUCCAUGGAGCACUUGAUCCGAUACUUUGUGGCAAUAGCUCCGAUGCUGGACAAUGUCCAGAGGGCUACACAUGUAUGAAAGCAGGCAGGAAUCCAAACUAUGAUUAUACAAGCUUUGAUUCAUUCGGCUGGGCCUUUUUGGCCUUGUUUCGCCUUAUGACUCAGGAUUAUUGGGAAAACUUGUAUCAAUUAACCUUGCGUGCGUCUGGAAAAACAUAUAUGAUCUUCUUUGUCUUGGUUAUCUUUGUGGGGUCGUUCUAUUUGGUGAAUUUAAUUCUGGCUGUGGUAGCCAUGGCUUAUGAGGAACAAAAUCAAGCAACUUUGGAGGAAGCAGAGCGGAAGGAGAAUGAAUUCAAGGCAAUGCUGGAGCAACUGAAAAAAAUGCAGGAAGAAGCACAGGCUCAGGCUACUUCUGUUGGCACAGUAACGGAGGAUGCAGCAGAAGAUGAUGCAAGGAUGUCUCACACCUCUUCAGAGUUCUCCAAACUGAGCUCAAAAAGUGCAAAGGAAAGAAGAAACCGUAGAAGGAAACGGAAACAGAGAGAGCUAUCAGAAGGAGAGGAGAAGGGUGAUAAUGAAAAGAUGUAUGAAUCUGAAGAUGGUAUGAGGAGGAAAGGGUUCUGGUACCCUGACAACAGGCUGGGCAGAAAAUUUUCAAUCAUGAACCAGUCUCUACUCAGCAUCCCAGGGUCCCCAUAUCUCUCAAGACACAACAGCAAGAGCAGCAUAUUCAGCUUUCGUGGACGAUUCAGGGAACCAGUCUCUGAAAAUGAGUUUGCCGAUGAUGAACACAGUACAGUGGAAGAGAGUGAAGGCAGGCGAGAUUCACUUUUCAUUCCAGUCCGAGCCUACGAUAGGAGGAACAGUUAUAACAGCGGGUACAGCCAGGGGAGCCGCUCUUCACGCAUCUUCACAAAUCUCAGGAGAAAUGGGAAAAGAAAUAGCACGGUGGAUUGUAAUGGAGUGGUGUCGUUAAUUGGUGGUCCCGGUUCCAAAAUGCCUGGUGGACGUCUUCUGCCUGAGGUGAAAAUAGAUAAGGCAGCUACCGAUGACAGCCCUAUGUCAGAGGUAGAGGUAAAAAGGAAGCCUUCUGCGUCUCUCAGAGUGUCAAUGGAUCAACUGAAUGCCUCAUUUGGAAGAAGGAAUCGAACAAACAGUGUUCUCAGUGUUCUAACACAAACACUUGUAGAAGAAUUGGAAGAGUCACAGAAGAAGUGUCCACCUUGGUGGUACAAAUUUGCAGACACUUUUCUAAUAUGGACAUGUAGCCCUUUGUGGAUCCGAAUUAAAACUAUUGUGAAUAUGAUUGUAAUGGAUCCCUUUGUUGACCUGGCCAUCACCAUUUGUAUUGUUCUCAACACAUUAUUCAUGGCUAUGGAACACUAUCCAAUGACCAAACACUUUGAACACGUCUUAUAUGUGGGGAAUCUGGUUUUUACUGGCAUUUUUACUGCUGAAAUGGUCCUAAAGCUAGUAGCGAUGGAUCCAUAUUAUUAUUUUCAGGAGGGCUGGAACAUAUUUGACAGCUUUAUUGUGAGCCUCAGUUUAAUGGAGUUAGGCCUUCAAGGCGUGGAAGGGCUUUCCGUCCUGCGUUCCUUUCGAUUGUUGAGAGUCUUCAAAUUAGCCAAGUCGUGGCCGACAUUGAACAUGCUAAUAAAAAUCAUUGGAAAUUCUGUUGGUGCCUUGGGUAACCUGACCUUGGUGUUGGCCAUCAUUGUGUUCAUUUUUGCUGUAGUUGGGAUGCAGUUGUUUGGAAAAAAUUACAAGGACUGUGUCUGCAAGAUAAACCCAGAUUGUGUCUUACCUCGGUGGCACAUGAAUGAUUUCUUCCAUUCUUUUCUUAUCGUUUUCCGGGUGUUGUGUGGAGAGUGGAUUGAAACCAUGUGGGAUUGCAUGGAGGUUGCAGGACAAGCAAUGUGUCUCAUUGUCUUUAUGAUGGUGAUGGUCAUUGGUAACUUGGUGGUACUGAAUUUGUUCCUUGCUUUGCUACUGAGCUCCUUCAGUGCUGACAAUUUGGCUGCCUCUGAUGAUGAUGGGGAAAUGAACAACCUCCAAAUAUCGGUCAUCCGCAUCAAAAAAGGAAUAGCUUGGAUUAAACUCAAAGUACAUGACUUUGUGCAGAAGCAUUUCAAAAAUAGGGAUUCAGAUGAGGUCAAGCCACUGGAUGAUGCAUAUGAAAAGAAAAUAAACUGCUUAGUAAAUCACACUGGUGCAGACAUCAACAGAGACAUGGAUUACCAGAAAAAUGGGAAUGGCACCACCAGCGGUAUUGGAAGUAGUGUGGAAAAAUAUAUAAUAGAUGAAGACCACAUGUCUUUUAUAAAUAACCCAAACCUUACAGUCAAAGUGCCCAUUGCAGUGGGAGAGUCAGACUUUGAAAAUCUCAACACAGAAGAUUUUAGCAGCGAUGAUGAUGGCAGUAAAGAUAAACUUGAUGAUACCAGUUCUUCAGAAGGGAGUACAAUUGACAUUAAGCCAGAAGAAGAGGAGGUGCCUGUUGAACAGCCAGAGGAGUACCUAGAUCCCGAUAAUUGUUUUACAGAGGGGUGUGUGGCACGUUUCAAGAUUUGUGACGUCAGCAUAGAAGAUGGUUUGGGAAAGACUUGGUGGACCUUGCGUAAAACAUGUUUUCUCAUAGUGGAACACAACUGGUUUGAAACAUUUAUCAUCUUCAUGAUCUUGUUAAGCAGUGGCGCACUGGCUUUUGAAGAUGUUUACAUCGAACAAAGGAAAGUCAUAAGAACCGUUCUUGAGUAUGCAGAUAAAGUUUUCACUUACAUCUUCAUCUUGGAAAUGUUGCUGAAGUGGCUGGCUUAUGGAUUUGUGAAAUUCUUCACUAAUGCCUGGUGCUGGCUUGAUUUCCUCAUUGUUGAUGUCUCUUUAGUAAGCCUUGUAGCUAAUGCCCUGGGCUACUCGGAACUAGGUGCCAUUAAGUCCCUUAGGACCUUAAGAGCUUUGAGACCCCUAAGAGCCUUGUCACGAUUUGAAGGGAUGAGGGUUGUAGUCAAUGCUCUGGUUGGUGCAAUCCCAUCCAUUAUGAAUGUGUUGCUGGUCUGCCUUAUAUUUUGGCUGAUUUUCAGCAUCAUGGGUGUCAAUCUGUUUGCUGGCAAAUACUACUAUUGCUUUAAUGAAACGGCUGAAGAGAGAUUUCUAACAGAGGACGUGGACAAUAUCACCAUGUGCUUCAAACUGAUUAACCAAAACUUCACCGAGGUCAGAUGGAAAAAUGUGAAAAUCAACUUUGACAAUGUUGGAGCUGGAUAUCUUGCACUGCUUCAAAUUGCUACAUUUAAGGGCUGGAUGGAUAUCAUGUAUGCAGCAGUGGAUUCCAGAAAGGUCGACAAGCAGCCAAAAUAUGAAGACAACAUCUAUAUGUACAUUUAUUUUGUAAUUUUCAUCAUAUUUGGCUCUUUCUUCACUCUCAACCUGUUUAUUGGCGUCAUCAUUGAUAAUUUCAAUCAACAAAAGAAAAAGUUUGGAGGACAAGACAUCUUCAUGACAGAGGAACAAAAAAAAUACUAUAAUGCCAUGAAGAAAUUAGGAUCAAAGAAACCACAAAAACCUAUCCCCAGGCCUUUGAAUAAAUUCCAGGGAGCCAUCUUUGAUAUCAUCACACAACAAGCAUUCGAUAUAAUCAUUAUGAUUCUUAUUUGUCUCAACAUGGUAACCAUGAUGGUAGAAACAGACGAUCAGAGUGAUUACGCUGAGAAUGUUCUCUACUGGGUUAAUUUGGUUUUUAUUGUCGCUUUUACCACGGAGUGCAUCUUGAAAUUGUGUGCAUUGAGACAUUACUACUUUACCAUCGGAUGGAAUAUAUUCGACUUUGUUGUUGUUAUACUUUCUAUUGUGGGUAUGUUCUUGGCGGAUUUGAUUACAAAGUACUUUGUGUCACCCACUCUCUUCAGAGUAAUUCGUUUGGCCCGUAUUGGCCGUAUACUCCGAUUAAUUAAAGGAGCCAAAGGAAUAAGAACCCUGCUUUUUGCCUUAAUGAUGUCAUUGCCUGCCUUGUUUAAUAUCGGCCUUCUACUGUUUCUGGUUAUGUUUAUUUUCUCCAUAUUUGGGAUGUCUAAUUUUGCUUAUGUCAAGAAGGAAGGAGGUAUUGAUGACAUGUUCAACUUUGAAACCUUUGGCAAUAGUAUGAUCUGCCUAUUUCAGGUGACUACUUCUGCAGGUUGGGAUGGACUCUUGUUACCAAUUUUAAACAGACCACCGGAUUGUGACCCUCAUAAAGAAAAUCCGGGUAGUCAGGUGAAAGGGGACUGUGGAAACCCUUCGGUUGGGAUUUUUUUCUUUGUUAGCUACAUCAUCAUUUCUUUCCUGAUUGUUGUGAAUAUGUACAUUGCUAUCAUUCUGGAAAACUUUAGUGUUGCAACCGAAGAGAGCGCUGAUCCUUUAAGCGAGGAUGAUUUCGAAACAUUUUAUGAAAUAUGGGAGAAAUUUGAUCCCGAUGCCACUCAGUUUAUCCAGUUUAGCAAACUGCCAGAUUUUGCAGAUGCCUUGGAGCAUCCUUUGCGUGUUUCCAAGCCCAACACUAUUGAACUAAUUGCCAUGGAUUUGCCUAUGGUGAGUGGUGACAGAAUUCACUGUCUCGAUAUACUCUUCGCUUUUACCAAGCGUGUACUUGGAGAAAGUGGAGAGCUCGAUAUGUUGCGACAGCAAAUGGAAGAAAGAUUUGUGGCCUCUAACCCUUCUAAAGUGUCUUAUGAGCCAAUUACUACCACGCUCAGGCGCAAGCAAGAGGGUGUAUCAGCUGUUGUAAUCCAGCAAGCGUACAGACGCCACUUACUAAAACGUGGAUUUGUUUGUAGAAAGCCUUCUUCAGUGAAAAUGGAAAACGGAGGAGCAAAUAUGGACAAGAAAGAAGGCACACCAUCUACUGCAUCUCUUCCAUCGUAUGACAGUGUAACUAAACCCGAGAAGGAAAAACAGGAAAGAAUGCAGGAAGCAAUUAGAGAGCGGGUGAAAAAACAAAAAUCUGUCAGGGAAUCUAAGUGUUGAAAAAAGUACACAUUUCAUAUUUGCAAGCAAAAGAUUGUUUACAAAUUUAGUAUAAAUGCAGAUCAGCUAUGGAAACACUUACCUGAAGUCAAGUACCAAACAGUCUGCUUACAAUGACGUUGUGACGUCCAAGGCAGUAAUCUACCACCUAGUGGACUAUAAUGAGACCCUUCUACAAGGAUUUUAUAUUGUAACAGGUGGAUACUGCAUGUUUCACAUCAGUCAGUGCAACAUAGGAUACAUAACCAGAGCUGCCACGAUUAGUACUAUUUGAGAGCAGCCAAAUGGAGUUUAUUUUUCUCAAAUAUCUAAAAUCAAAAGAGCACCAUUUAGGGGUUGGUUUGUCCAUGAAAAACACUCUUUGCAAUGUUACAUUAUUUAAGCAGUUACACAAGAAUAAAUAGAAAAAAUGUGGCAAAAAAUUAAAAAAACAAAUCAACAAUCAAGCAAACAAAA
This is a messenger RNA of Spea bombifrons (plains spadefoot toad), 6559 nucleotides long. RefSeq names its product sodium voltage-gated channel alpha subunit 8 (gene SCN8A). Gene Ontology annotation, molecular function: voltage-gated sodium channel activity. Lineage: Eukaryota; Metazoa; Chordata; Amphibia; Anura; Pelobatidae. The coding region runs from base 164 to 6103 and encodes 1979 amino acids. Gene Ontology annotation, biological process: membrane depolarization during action potential; sodium ion transmembrane transport; neuronal action potential. Gene Ontology annotation, cellular component: voltage-gated sodium channel complex; axon; plasma membrane. The record is from RefSeq and is a predicted model, not a curated record. The transcript has 27 exons.